CUGAGCUCCUGUGGGUCGUCAGAGCCAUGAAGGCGGCGCGGCUGCUGCUCCUCCUCAGCGGCUGCGCGCUGCUCCUGUUGGCGCCGGAGGUGCGCGGCUGCGGGCCGGGUCGCGUAGUGGGCAGCCGCCGCCGCCCGCCCAGGAAGCUCAUCCCCCUCGCCUACAAGCAGUUCAGCCCCAACGUGCCCGAGAAGACGCUGGGCGCUAGCGGCAGGGACGAGGGCAAGAUCGCCCGCAACUCGGAGCGCUUCAAGGAGCUCACGCCCAACUACAACCCGGACAUCAUCUUCAAAGACGAGGAGAACACCGGCGCCGACCGUCUCAUGACCCAGCGCUGUAAGGACCGCCUAAACUCCCUAGCAAUUUCAGUAAUGAACCAGUGGCCAGGGGUAAAGCUUCGUGUAACAGAAGGCUGGGAUGAAGAUGGACACCACUCAGAGGAGUCCCUGCACUAUGAAGGUCGUGCUGUUGACAUCACCACCUCUGACCGGGACCGCAACAAGUACGGGAUGCUGGCACGCCUGGCUGUGGAGGCUGGUUUUGAUUGGGUCUACUAUGAGUCCAAGGCUCACAUUCACUGUUCUGUUAAAUCAGAGCAUUCAGCAGCAGCAAAGACGGGAGGCUGUUUUCCAGCCCGGGCCCUGGCAACUCUAGAAAGUGGGACCAAGAUUCCAUUGUGGGCCCUGAGGCCCGGGCAGCGGGUCCAAGCCAUGGAUGUGCAAGGCCACCUCGUAUACAGUGAGUUCCUGGCAUUUCUGGAUAAGGCACUCUCAGCACGAACUGCUUUCCACGUCAUUGAGACACAGGACCCGACCCGCCGCUUGGCCCUCACAGCAGCACACCUCCUUUUUGUGGGGGAGAAUGCAACUGCACCCAUGAAGGCUAUUUUUGCCAGCCUGGUCCAGCCAGGCCAAUACGUGCUGGUAACCGAGGGGGGUCAGCUGCAGCCAGCCAGGGUAGCGGCCGUCUCCUUGCAGGUGGAUGUUGGCACCUAUGCUCCCCUCACCAGCCACGGGACUCUAGUGGUGGAUGAAGUGGUGGCCUCUUGUUUUGCUCUGGUGCAGGACCACCACUUGGCCCAGUUGGCUUUCUGGCCCCUGCGACUGUAUCACUACUGGGCAGGGCGUGAGUGGACCCAGCCAGAAGGUGUGCACUGGUACUCUGUCCUGCUUUACCGUCUGGGCCAAAUGUUCCUAGCUUCAGAUAGCUUCCACCAGUUGGCCACAAUGCAGUUUGAGAGCUGAGUUAAUGCUUUCCAUUGCCGCUGAAAUGGGGGGAAACCCAGUUGCCUCCAGUGGCUCUUGGGAGGGACUGCUUGGCAGCCGGAACCCUGAUUGUGGGGGGAAGGUGGGACUGCUGGCUUCCCAUCACCUACACCAAGGGUGGAAGGAAGGCUUUGAUUUUUGUUUCCAAGGGGCCUUCUUUGUGCUUUUGGCUACAGAAGGAAGUGCCGAGUAACAGGGCCAUAUGCUGCUAUUUUGGUUCAAGAGCCUCUGAUGCAAAAAGGAGAGUGAGCCAGAUGGAGGUCCUGAAACCUAGGAUGAAUGAAUGAGGUGGCUGGAAAAUUCUGCAACUCUAUGUGCAGAUGGAGGAAGUACUGUGUGAGUGUAUCUGCAAGGAGGUUCCAGGGAGAGGCUGAGGGUGGUGUUGUGAGACUUUUCCUCCAAAAAGCCUCCUUUUAGGAACUGUACCCUUCCUGGCACUGCUCCUUUGUGGCCAAAGUAGCUAUAUAGGAGACACUCCUAGGAUUCUUGCCCUUGUCAGAACGAGGACAGAAAUGCUUAUUUCCAGCUGAAAGUCUAUCUGAAUCUGGGAGCAAUAAGCACAGGAAUGAAGAAGGGCACAUCAAUUAUGGUAAGGGAAUGGGCAACAGAGAGGGAAGGUUUAUAGGAAAUCAUGUCAUCUUCUCUGGAUCAGUAGAUCACUGGCCCACAGUGAUGGAACCCCUCUGUUUGUCUUCUGCAUUCACUAAUGCAAAUUAAAGAAUCACUCCAUCUAUAAACAUGCACUGAAAGAAGGAAGAGUACAGGGUGGCAUGGGGGAGUAAAAAGUACCCAUUAUCAGCCUGCUUUAAGUAGCCAACCCUAGCUGGAUUCACAAAGGGUGGUUAUUGUAAUAAUAUUAUUUAACCAUUUCACCCAUGUCAACUGGUCUUUAAAAAUUGCCAAGAGGAACACAAUUAGAAAACAGAACUGGGAAUUCUCUGCUUGUGGAAGGACACAUUGAGAGUUGGGGAGGAGAAAUGGAUUGUUUGCUUUUCCAAAGUCUUUCGUUGCUUUCUGAAGGUACAGGAGGGCAGAUGUUUUCUGGGAGCCUAACUUUCUGUUCUUUUGGCAUCCCAAUGAUGGGUACAGGGCAGAGGAUCUGAUAUUUGUGCUUAUGUAAGAACAAGGUCAUUUGCAGAGAAGAAUUGCUUUUUCACUCUGCCAAUCCUUUCUUCUUUGCAUUGGCUUGAUAAAUAUGAAUCUUUCUUUGCCAAGGCAAUGUGGAAUGCCACCUCUAUGACAAUUUUAUGUAUUACGAAUCAAUCAUGCUUCUACAGAGUAUGCCUGAGAUGAACUCAAUUCUAUCUGACAAUCAUUUACAAAACUAUUGUUCUAUAUGCACAUAUGCAUCUGAAAAAACUAGUGAAGUGCUAUGUUUACAUGCAGAAAAAUAAAACUGGUUGCUCAUCCUAUCUAAUGCAACUCACUAUUAAAAGGCUUUCAGCUAUACUGGAAAUCUUCUAUCCUGGAAAAGCAUUAGUUUCUCAAUCUCUCUCUCUCUCUCUUUCUCUGGGUCAAAAAUAUCUAAUGGGUUUUUGGUUCACUAAUAAUUGUUUUUUUGAGGAGUGGUAAGUUUUCAAGUAUACCCAGCAUUUCCCACAUGUAAGUGAAAUUUGUGUUGGAAUUGCCACAUGUAAAAACCAGGUCCCAGAUCCCCCAAUUUAAGCCUCUCUUGAGGAUAUUAUGCUGCGGUGACAUCUUUACACCAGCAAUUGGCCUUCCUCCACCUUUGAUUCUGACAACUAACAUUUUGCUUCUGUGUAGCUAUCAGGGCAGCCCAUUAACUAGCCACCAAGAAUGUGUUUGUUCCUGCCCACAGGGGAACUCCUCAGGCCUCUCCACCACCAUCCCCAAAUCUGACCCCCAUGAGUGGUAGUAGAUGAAAAGGCCUCUCUCUCUCUCUCUCUUUUUUUUUU
Messenger RNA from Python bivittatus (Burmese python), 3181 nucleotides. It is a transcript of the gene IHH, whose product is annotated as Indian hedgehog signaling molecule. Lineage: Eukaryota; Metazoa; Chordata; Lepidosauria; Squamata; Pythonidae. Gene Ontology annotation, molecular function: patched binding; calcium ion binding. Gene Ontology annotation, biological process: cell fate specification; multicellular organism development; protein autoprocessing. The record is from RefSeq and is a predicted model, not a curated record.